AUGAUUAAGAAACAUUCUGUCAAAUGUGUCUCAAAUAUCAAAUUUAAAUUAUCAAGACGGGGCGACUUUGUAGGAGGAAUCGAUAAUGAGGCGCUCGAUUUUUCUCAACUCGAGGAUUUCAUCAAUAGUGACAGUCCACAACCUGCCACAUAUUUUGCCGAUACCCUCGCUCACAAUGAGACAAAUGGAACAACGACGAGUCAUAACGGGCGAGUGGAGACGACGAGCCAGCAACCUCCAACCAGAUUGCCAUCACCAAUAUCCCAGAAUCAUCCGGUACAAUCUGCCUGUCCGGCUGGAGCAACGCCUGUCCCACCAGUUACAACUUACAAGGACCCUCAGACCUACGUUCAUCCACACGCGUUACCAGAGAGUCCACCAGACAGUGGAAGUGAACCUCCGUAUUCUCCACCAGGGCAUCAUGAAACCUCGCAACAUGUUCACUCACCACAUCAAAAGGCUGCGCUGCAGGAAAUUUUACUCCACCACCAAGGAAGCGCUCCGGCUUAUACCUCAACUUUAUUACCAACAUCUCCAAGAGCAUUAGCAGCAUCUGCUGAUCCAUUACUGCUGGCCCAUCCAGUCUUGACCCCUCUCUUAACACCCACGACGCCUGCUUUGACAGCUCAGCAGACACUGGUAGCAUCCCACGUGUCUCUCCAACAGCAACCACAACAACCACAGCCGCCGCAACAUGAUCACAGUCCCAGUGGAAUCACCACUCUCUACUCAUCACUGCAGUCUGCUCCAAAGAAAAGGAAGCACAGUCAAGAUGGACUCAUUCACGUGAAGCAAGAACCUGAAUUGGGCAACGUUGAACACAGUUGCAGCAGCAGUAGCGCUGUUCUCGAUAAUGACGAAGUUAACGGGGACAACUCUUACAUUGACGCCAGUUAUCAAUGCAUCAGAUUCCACCCGUUUCAGCAGACCACGUGGCACGCUCUCUGCGAUCAUAAUCUCAAAGAGCUGCCAACGCCGCAUUAUCGCGUCGACGCUGAUAAAGGAUUCAACUUUAGCAACUCUGACGAUGCUUUUGUUUGUCAGAAGAAGAAUCAUUUUCAAAUUACCUGUCAUGCUCAAUUACAAGGCGAGGCUGUCUUUGUUCGCACUUCAGAGGGACUCAAAAAAAUCAGCAGUUUUCAGCUACAUUUCUAUGGAGUUAAAGUUGAAUCACCUACUCAAACUAUUAGGGUUGAACAGAGCCAGAGUGAUCGUAGCAAAAAGCCAUUUCAUCCAGUUGUGGUCGAGCUGGGAGGUGAGCGUGUAACUAAGGUGACAGUUGGCCGUCUGCACUUCAGCGAGACAACAAGCAACAAUAUGCGAAAAAAAGGAAAACCGAAUCCCGACCAGCGAUACUUCCACUUGGUGGUAGGCCUCCACGCGCACACAUCAGACCAGUCAAGUUACCAAGUAGUGGCGCACGCCAGCGAGAGGAUAAUCGUCCGCGCGAGCAAUCCCGGACAAUUUGAGUCCGAAGGCACAGGAGUCAGCACGGAGAGCGGGUGGCAGCGUGGAGCAGCACCAGACACAGUUUACCACGCCGGACGGGUCGGAAUCAACACAGACCGCCCUGACGAGGCCCUGGUAGUCCACGGGAACAUGAAAGUAACCGGACACAUAGUCCAGCCGAGUGACGCCCGUGCCAAGCAAAAUGUCCAGGAAGUCGACACCCGAGAACAAUUGCGAAACGUCCAACAAUUACGAGUCGUACGGUACAGGUACGCUCCAGAAUUCGCUUUGCAUUCCGGGCUGGGUAUAAAGGCCCAAGAGGACACCGGGGUGAUAGCUCAAGAAGUCCAGCAAAUUUUGCCUGAGGCGGUCCUGCCAGCCGGCGACAUUGUUCUGCCAAACGGCCAGCGCAUUGAUAAUUUUCUGGUUGUCAAUAAAGAAAGAAUAUUUAUGGAGAAUGUCGGGGCCGUUAAAGAACUCUGCAAAGUAACAGACAGUCUCGAGACACGCAUUGAUCAGCUCGAGAGGAUCAAUAAACUUAUUCUUAUUCUCAUAAUGGCAUUUUGUUUGGUCGCAAUGGCGACUCUAUAUUUCCUGGAAUACCAAAAACGCAGCAAUCUCGAGUGGUCAGCAGUAGCAGCAGGAGGAAUGCUGGCAAUUGGAACUGCUCCGACAUUACCAACAACUCCCUCCUACGAUUCAAGAUUUAACCCAUUGCUUCACAGCACGGUUUCGCCGUUUUACACGCGGCAAGGUUUGUUCACCAAAACUCUAGACGGUCAUGUGACAAAGGACAAUGUGAUGUCGACUAGUGCUCCCAACACCAAGCAGCAGUACUACUCGCAAGAAAUAACUUCCUGGUAUCCGUUCGGUCAUUCGGGUCCGCAGGCCAAGUCCGACAAGAACAACGAAUUGUCGAAUAAUUGGCUGAGACAUGGCGCGGGUCCGGUUCCUAGCAAUGUUGAUGAGAAUGAUCAGAAUGCUGAUGUAGACCCACCGGUACUGAACCGCGGUCCGGUUCCAUUGGGCAGGCCUGCUGAUUGUCCUCUGCACUUUACUGAGCUGGAAAACGCUUGCCAAAUUUACUGCUGCACUUCGGAUAUUCACCAGCUGGAGGAACCCCGCCCGGAACAUCCGCCUGAGAAGAAGUCCAUGUCGAUUCAUUUGGAACAGCCGCUGGGUGUUCAUGAAGAGAAGCGAAAAUUGAAUAAGGGAAUGCAGAAUGGGAUCAGUCCUGCGGAUUCCAGCACCCAGACUUUGGUGAAAGACACCCACUUUAAGUAUAUGCCCAAGAGGAGCAGAAGGGAGGCUGGAAGCGGAGUUUGGGGCGAAGUUGCGAGUAAUGCAGCUGGCUCGAUACCUCCAGAACCGAAACCACAGUUACAUAUUGUUGCAAAGAGCUUCAAUGCGACCUUGGACCAGCGGUACUGCUCAAUAACUUCUCCCAGCGCGCCGAAUAAUUUCAGCUGUAAUGUUCCGUUAUCAAAACACAUGCCUGACACGCAUUUGACGCUACAUUUUAUCGGAAUGCCCUGGUACUGGCAAGUCGUACAGCAGUGUCAGGUUACUCCCAGUCUGACGGCUGAUGAAACUAUCGCUUGUGGAUGGGGGUACACUCAUCAGAAGCAGCAACAGCACCAGUAUGCGGAAAACAGUAAUCAGCCCAGUGACCAGGCUUUUGUUAUUGAUGUCGCCUUUUAUUUGAGGAAAACCCUCAAAUUUCGGGUACCUACGGUACCGCCUCAUGAGCAUGUUUGUAAAAAUAAUCACGGAGGUGAUUAUCUUGAAUUCACGAUGCACUUUUAUCGUGACUGCGAUGGAUGA
Cotesia congregata is the source of this 3273-nucleotide messenger RNA. NCBI's taxonomy places the organism in Eukaryota, Metazoa, Arthropoda, Insecta, Hymenoptera, Braconidae. The record is from the annotation of a GenBank genome assembly.